AUGACAGUACACACAGGAGAGAAAAAUUUUAAAUGUGAAAUAUCUGACAAAGCAUUUGCUCAGAAAUGUACUCUUAAAUCUCAUAUGGUUGUGCACACGGGAGAGAAAAGUUAUAAAUGCCAGAUAUGUGACAAAGCAUUUGCAAAUAAAAGUUACCUUAAAAAGCAUAUGACAGUGCACACAGGAGAGAAGAAUUAUAAAUGUGAAAUAUGUGACAUAGCAUUUGCUCGUACAAAUACUCUUAGAGUUCAUAUGCUUGUGCAUACGGGAGAGAAAAAAUUUAAAUGUGAAAUAUGUGACAUAGCAUUUGCUCAAAAGAGUAUUCUUAAAACUCAUAUGGUUGUGCACACGGGAGAGAAGAAAUUGAAAUGUGAAAUAUGUGACAAAGCAUUUGCUCGUAAAAGUAUUCUUAGAAUUCAUAUGGUUGUGCACACAGGGGAGAAGAACUUGAAAUGCGAAAUAUGUGACAAAGCAUUUGCUCGUAAAAAUGAUUUUAAAACUCAUAUGGCUGUGCACACAGGAGAGAGGAAUUAA
This is a messenger RNA of Ruditapes philippinarum (Manila clam), 534 nucleotides long. RefSeq names its product zinc finger protein 468-like. The record is from RefSeq and is a predicted model, not a curated record. NCBI's taxonomy places the organism in Eukaryota, Metazoa, Mollusca, Bivalvia, Venerida, Veneridae. The transcript has a single exon. The coding region runs from base 1 to 534 and encodes 177 amino acids. Gene Ontology annotation, cellular component: nucleus.